AUGACUUUCAGGUCGACACAGGUGGUAACCGGGCACGGUGUGUUUGGUACACAUUUGUACCGAGUGGGUAGCGUGGGCACCCCGGAGUGUGAGCACUGCGGAGUUGCGGUCGACACUGCGGCUCACACUCUGGAGGAGUGCGCCACGUGGGUUGAGGAGAGGGCGGUUUUGUACGAGGCCUUUGGCCCUGACAUAUCUCUUCCGUCUGUUUUUCAGCAGGCGGUAAGAGAUACGGAGAAAUGGCGCACCUUCUUGAUUUUUUGCGAGAAGGUGAUGCAAGUCAAGGAAGACGCGGAGCGCCUGCGUCAGGGCCAGCCUUUGGCCCGGAGAAGGAUCCGGNUCUAG
This is a messenger RNA of Pseudomyrmex gracilis, 345 nucleotides long. RefSeq lists its product as uncharacterized. The coding region runs from base 1 to 345 and encodes 114 amino acids. NCBI's taxonomy places the organism in Eukaryota, Metazoa, Arthropoda, Insecta, Hymenoptera, Formicidae. The record is from RefSeq and is a predicted model, not a curated record. The transcript has a single exon.